AUAUCAACUAGUGAAUGUAGCCAGAAAAAUAUUACUGUAUUACAUUGGAGCCCUUAGACAAUAUCAUAGGGUGGCAUAUAGUUCGAUAAAUGUGACACAUCAAAUCAGUUUAAGGAUAAGCUUUAAAUUUUAUCAUUUUGUUGCUCCUAGUCUUUUCUUAUUUUAUUGCCCAAGUUAUUCAUAGUUUUUGCAUUAUUAUGGUGAUUGUUGAAAAUAACAUAUUAAAGAAAUUAAAAGAUUAUCUUAAAUUUUUUUAUUUUUUGGUGAAAGGAAAUUUAUAAUAUCACAAAUGUUAUCAAUAAUAGUUUAUCAAAUAUCAAUUUUAGCAUAAAUCUACAAUGUCGUUGGUAAAUUCACUUGUAUUUCGGAUAAAUCAAGAACGUAAUAUCAAAAAAAUAUCAAUUAUUGUUUUUUUUUAACUUCUAUUAGUUUAUAACAAUCAAGGUACAAGCCACAAUUUAUAUGUAAAUAAUUGUUAUCAAUCAAACAUAAUAUAAAUAUUAAUUACAUUAAAUAUUAAAUAAUUAAAGAAAUAAUCAUGUCCACUCAAAUAAAUAAUCAUAAACUUCAUAAUACGUCAAAAUCACAUGAAAUAGAAGUCAGUGAUUUAGUUCGUAAUGGUCACGAAAAAGCAGACCCUAGUCAUUUUGAACUACUUAAAGUUCUUGGUCAAGGUUCAUUUGGAAAAGUUUUCCUUGUGAGGAAAGUUGUUGGUAAAGAUAAAGGUACUUUAUAUGCCAUGAAAGUCUUGAAAAAAGCAACACUCAAAGUACGAGAUCGAGUUAGAACCAAAACAGAAAGGAAUAUUCUCGUGGAUGUUGAACAUCCAUUCAUUGUGAGAUUACAUUAUGCUUUUCAAACUGAAGGCAAAUUAUAUUUAAUUCUUGAUUUUUUGAGAGGCGGGGAUCUCUUUUCAAGAUUGUCUAAAGAGGUGAUGUUUACCGAAGAAGAUGUCAAGUUUUACUUAGCUGAAUUAGCGUUGGCGUUGGAUCAUAUUCAUAAGCUUGGUAUCAUUUAUCGAGAUCUAAAACCUGAAAAUAUACUGUUGGAUGCUGAUGGCCAUAUGUCUCUCACUGAUUUUGGUUUGAGUAAGCAACCUGUGGAUGAUAGCAAAGCAUAUUCUUUUUGUGGUACAGUAGAGUAUAUGGCACCAGAGGUAGUGAAUCGUCAAGGUCAUUCGUUUGCAGCUGAUUGGUGGAGUUUUGGAGUUUUAAUGUUUGAAAUGCUAACUGGUGCACUGCCGUUUCAAGGAGCAAAUAGAAAAGAAACCAUGACACAAAUAUUAAAAGCUAAACUGGGAAUGCCAUACAAUAUUUCGCCUGAAGCGCAAUCACUUUUGCGUGUAUUGUUUAAAAGAAAUCCAGCUAAUCGAAUAGGAAAUAAUGGAAUUGAAGAAAUAAAAAAUCAUGAAUUCUUUAAAUCUAUUGACUGGGAUGCACUUUAUAGAAAAGAAAUAGUACCGCCAUUCAAACCAGCUGUAAGUCAUGAUGAUGAUGCAUUUUAUUUUGACAGUGAGUUUACGUGUAAAACUCCAAAAGAUUCACCGGGUGCUCCACCAAGUGCAAAUACACAUGAACUUUUUCGAGGAUUUAGUUUUGUUGCACCUGGUUUACUUGAUGAGUCUAAGCCUAUUUUAGAGAAUAAAAAUAAUAUUAGUGUAUACAGUUCAUUUCCAACAUACAUAAAUUUAAAUUCUAUCAAAGAUGAGUAUGAAUUAAAAGAUGAAAUAGGAAAUGGAAGUUACAGCAUUGUUUAUCGAGCAACUCAUAAAGCAACAAAGAAUGAAUAUGCUGUUAAAAUCAUUGAAAAAAGUAAACGCGAUCCAACAGAAGAAAUAGAAAUUUUACUUCGAUAUGGAUGGCAUCCGCAUAUUGUCAGUCUACGUGCUGUAUAUGAAGAUGAAAAACGAGUUUACUUAGUAUUGGAGUUAUUAAAGGGAGGUGAACUAUUCGAUCGCUUAAUAACAAGAAAUAACUUCACCGAAAGAGAAGCUGCUGAAGUUAUAUAUACAAUCACGAAUGUUGUUCAUUAUUUACACGAAAAUGGUGUGGUUCAUCGAGAUUUAAAACCAUCGAAUAUUAUUUAUGCUAAACCUGGAGGUGAUCCAAGUACAUUAUGUAUUUGUGAUUUUGGAUUUGCAAAACAACUCCGUGCUGAAAAUGGACUGUUAAUGACUCCAUGCUAUACUGCUAAUUUUGUUGCACCUGAAGUAUUAAAGCGGCAAGGAUAUGAUGCUGCUUGUGAUAUAUGGUCUCUAGGAGUUUUACUGUACAUAAUGCUAUCUGGGUAUACCCCUUUCCCUAACAUUCCAGGAGACAAUGCGAAUGAUAUCUUGAACAGAAUCGGACCGGGAUACAUCAAUGUUGAUGAUGGUAUUUGGAAUGAAAUUUCUAAUGAAGCUAAAGAACUUGUUAGAAAAAUGCUACACAUUGAUCCUCGUCGUCGACUCACUACUGCAGCAAUUCUAAAAUAUCCAUGGAUUGUUAAUAGACAAAAUCUUCCGCAAAAAUGUAUUCCAAAUGCUGUGAAGGAUCCUAAAAGUUUAAAGACUGCAGUAACUGCAACAUAUAAGGCCAUGUCAAAUAAUACAAGAUUACCUCAUGUUGGUCCAGUAGUUAUGUCCGAGUUAGCUCGAAGAAGAACUCAAGCAAAGCCAGAUAAUUUAACUAGAGUUUAAUAUAUAUAUAUAUAUAUAUAAAUACAUUACAAAUUAGAGUGAGUUUUUCUUACAUUACAAAUUGAAUCUUUAUUUAUGUAAACGUAGUUAGUUAAAGAAAGCUCAAAGGUCUAAUUAUGUUCUAGAAAAUACAGUGCAGAUUUAUAGUCCAAUGUACUAAAUAUUAAUUUUUUGAAUUGUUAUAUUUGGAAUAAUUAUUUAUAGUAAUUCAAGUUAUUAACAAUCGUAAUAUUGGCCUAUAAUUUGAUUGAACGACAAAUAAGAUUAAGAUGAUUGAAUCAUAAAAUCUAAAUUAUGAAUAUUAUUAAUGGCAUCAAAAUUUAAA
Molecule: messenger RNA, 3002 nt
Organism: Chelonus insularis
Lineage: Eukaryota; Metazoa; Arthropoda; Insecta; Hymenoptera; Braconidae
Gene: S6kII
Product: Ribosomal protein S6 kinase II
Exons: 8
Coding region: 539-2677 (712 amino acids)
Biological process (GO): intracellular signal transduction; peptidyl-serine phosphorylation
Molecular function (GO): magnesium ion binding; ATP binding; protein serine/threonine kinase activity
Source: RefSeq, a predicted model, not a curated record